Messenger RNA from Stegostoma tigrinum, 3294 nucleotides. Its product is annotated as ubiquitin-conjugating enzyme E2 A-like. NCBI's taxonomy places the organism in Eukaryota, Metazoa, Chordata, Chondrichthyes, Orectolobiformes, Stegostomatidae. The coding region runs from base 217 to 675 and encodes 152 amino acids. Gene Ontology annotation, biological process: DNA repair; proteasome-mediated ubiquitin-dependent protein catabolic process; protein polyubiquitination. The transcript is spliced from 6 exons. Gene Ontology annotation, molecular function: ubiquitin conjugating enzyme activity. Gene Ontology annotation, cellular component: HULC complex. The record is from RefSeq and is a predicted model, not a curated record.
AGGUAGCUGUUUACCGGGAGCGGGCUGUCGGGGAGGGAGUGGAGGUGAGAGGAAAGAAAAAGAGGGGAAGACUCCGUGCGUCCUCCGCCGCCGCCAAGUGGAGCUCGCGUCCAAGCGUAGGACAGCCGCGUUUUUUUUUGUUGCUGUGAAUCCGUAAUUGUUGAGAUCGGUAACUGCGAAUUAAGUGACUUUGCUGCGGCUUGACUUGUCGUCGCUAUGUCCACCCCGGCGAGGCGGCGGCUGAUGAGAGACUUCAAAAGGCUACAAGAGGAUCCUCCAGCUGGUGUUAGCGGAGCUCCUUCUGAUAAUAAUAUUAUGUCCUGGAAUGCAGUUAUAUUCGGACCAGAAGGAACACCUUUUGAAGAUGGCACUUUCAAACUGGUUAUAGAAUUCACAGAGGAAUAUCCUAACAAACCUCCAACUGUUAGAUUUGUAUCAAAAAUGUUCCACCCAAAUGUUUAUGCAGAUGGCAGUAUAUGUUUAGACAUAUUGCAGAAUCGAUGGAGCCCAACCUAUGAUGUCUCAUCAAUUUUAACGUCUAUUCAGUCCCUACUUGAUGAACCAAAUCCCAACAGUCCAGCAAAUAGCCAAGCUGCACAGCUUUAUCAAGAAAACAAACGUGAAUACGAGAAGAGGGUAUCUGCUAUUGUAGAGCAAAGCUGGAGUGACUGCUAACCUACUGCAACAAGAAUCCUCUGCUGACUGCCCAGUGCAUUAUUUUACCUGAGUAAAUGCAAACAGUGUCAUAAGACUGGCAAAAAAAGUCUGCAUACAUUCUUUGCUGACAUUCUUAAGGAAUUUUAGCCCUUUAUUGUUUGUGCUGUUAGAGGGUUCUUUUGUUGCAUGAUGUGAAUUUUUAAGCAGUAUUUGAUAAAUUCGUACACUCUAUGAUCUCCCUUGUUUUGGCAUCACCACUGUCCCAUCUUUACAUCAACCAACUAGUGUAUUAGCACCUUAUUGAUACGAGUGAGUGUGAACUCUUGAAUUGUGAACAACAAAGUCUGAUCUGCAUCAGAGGAAUUCUGGUUUUGGGAUCCAUUAAACAAAAUUUCUGAUUUUAUUUUAUACAGGUGGCGUGAAAACCAGCCGUAACACCUGAAGUACGUUGAGGUAGAAGACAAUUUAAAUGUAAUCUGCUCAGCAACAGGGAACAACCUGUUGUGGCAUUCUCUCAGCAGAGCUCAGACUCUGUAUUGGUUAUGAACUGAUAUUGUCUGUUCAUAGUUUUUUUUGCAAUACAACUAACAUUGACCCCAUAGGAGAAUACAUUUCCACAUUAUCUUGCAAUUUAUUUUGAGGGUUGUCCUAAGGAAUGCAUCUAUUUUAUCAUGUGGAAAAACUGUACCAUCUGCCAAAUCUGAUUGGUGCAGUGUUACUGAAAGCAUCUGUUUACAACAAGCACUUUGUCAUGUCGAUAAAUCAGAGAAGGCUUAAAUGUGUACCCCAGGCAUAAAGCAGGUGCUUCUGCUAUUUGGGUGCCCACAAAUCUGUAAUGUCCAGUGCUUCUAUAAUUUGGAUAUGCACAGAACUGUAAGUUGUCGUUUGUGCCUGCUAUGAUGACUGAUGGCUGUCUGCACUUUGAAAAAUCUCUCAUUUUGUAACUGCUGUGUGAAACAUGUCAGCUUCUAAAAAUCAAUUACGAUGUGUUUGGGGAAGUACUUCAAAUCUUGUUUCAUACCAGACAAUCUCUUUCAGCUAAGAAGAAUCUCUUCCCCUGUCAAAUUUAUUGACUGUCUCCCCUCAAACUAUUUUGAGAGGUGAGAUCUUACAGCUGCUGUAAAAGCAAGUGUGCAUUUUUUCAUGCAAGUUUGGAUAAGCGGAGGGGUGUGUGUGUGUGUGUGUGUGUGUUUGAUGUUUCACGGCCGAAUUUGAUCUUGUCUGAUCCCCAUUUCAUUGCAUCCUAAUUUAAAUGCUCCAUUUUCUAAUCAAUUGUAAUUAGGCAUCCCUUUACUACAAAAAGCAGAAAAAAUUCAUAUCUGUUGUUUAAAAGGACAAUAGUCAUAACUUACUAUAGUGUGUCCAAUAUCCUCUUGAUAACGUCAUGAGGUGAUUAGUUGCUACUGUAGGUGGGGAAAACUUUAUAAAUCAUUCCUCUGCUGAACAAAAAUAACUUUCUGCUUGAUGUUCUGUGUAUGUAUAAAAUGGUGAUUUUUCAUAUUUAGAUGCUUUGUUUCAGCUCUGUUAAGCAACCUAGAAUGGCAAAAAAAAGCCACAAACCUCUAACUUUGAAUGAAAUGCCAUCAAAUGAGGAAACACAGCUUUGUUUUGCAAUUUUGAGCAAAAGUUCAGUCGAGUAGCUUCUAAAUGUCUUCAUGAAUACCUCUUGUGCCAUGAUGGAGCAGAGUCUUUACCCCACAAAAAGUAAUGCUUUCCUGACAGGGAGCCCCAUUUCGAGGAAAGCCAACUACCAAAUCUCUUUCUCUCCCAGAAGAUUGCGAAUCUCCAUCACUAUUGGUAGAUGCUUAGCUGGAAACACCCAGAAAUUUGUUUAUUUAUUUUCCAACAAAUAAUAGUUGCAGCCUUCACCACUCUUCAGGAUCACAGUGAGUGUUUCAUAGCCCAAACAAGGAUCACUCCCUUUGAGGAGCUUUGAUUUAGUAAUGCACGUCAGUGUGAAAAUUUUUUUUCUUUUGCAGUAAUUAACUUGAUUGUAAUUGCCCGUUGUUUCUAUCGGAAUGUUGUCAUGUUUUUGAAAUGGUUAGAUUUUCUGCUGUGGUUUGUGGAAAUUAACUACUUCUGUUCAUGCUGUACAAAGUAUUCAUUUUAUUUCUUUUGUAAAGAUUUUUUUUCAAACCUUAGCCCCCUUUUAAGAUGUAUCAAACAUUUUUGUACCCUAUUCGCUAGUGCUUUUUUUUAAAUAAGGAGGUCAGUGAGAGAAAUGUAUUUAUGAUUCUGUUUCAGUAAUUAAAAACGAGUACUUGGUUGCCAUCUAUUUUGCUGAAGAAAAAUGAUUAAUUCACUCAGUGUAGCAGGUGUUUUGUACAGAAAGUCAUUGAUGAUAUUAACUAUGUAAUGAUGUUUGCUGAAGUCGUUUCUCUUCAUUUAACCGUGCCCCCCCCCCCCCCAAAAAAAAGUUUCUACUCUGUACUUGGAGGCUUGGAAAACAAUUGAGUGACUGAUGGACUUUGUGUUCUAAUUUUAUAGGUAACACUGGCGAGAAUGUUCAUAGCCCCCUGGGCUCUGCAGUUUCAUGAUGCUUGUAUGUUGUACAAUAUGUAUUGAAGCAAACACUUCUUUUUUUUUCCAGUUUUUUUUAAAUAAAACAACUUUGAGAGUACAAGUGCUUUAAAAAUG